Prinia subflava (tawny-flanked prinia) is the source of this 1871-nucleotide messenger RNA. RefSeq names its product Src like adaptor 2 (gene SLA2). The record is from RefSeq and is a predicted model, not a curated record. Gene Ontology annotation, cellular component: plasma membrane; cytoplasm; COP9 signalosome. Gene Ontology annotation, biological process: signal transduction; regulation of MAPK cascade. Gene Ontology annotation, molecular function: epidermal growth factor receptor binding; phosphotyrosine residue binding. Lineage: Eukaryota; Metazoa; Chordata; Aves; Passeriformes; Cisticolidae.
AUGGGGAAUCUGCCCAGCUACAAGAAGUCACGCAGCAUCCCAGCAGCAUCUGCUGACACCUCAUGACCUCCACUGCCCACUAAGACAGUCCCUAGUGGCUUCCAGGCCCUGGCCCUCUGUGACUACCACUCCAGCAUGGGGAUGGCCACUGUCCUGAGAAUAGGGGAGUGUCUCUGCAUCCUCUCUGAGGAUGGAGAGUGGUGGCUUCUGAAUUUCUGGAAGGAGUGCCACAUCCCCAGCAGCUGUGUUGCCAAGAUCAGGCACAGGUGGCUGUACAAGGGCUCAAUCAGCAGAGCAGCAGCAGAGGAGCUGCUGCUCCGUCCAGGCAACCACAGAGGAUCCUUCCUGAUGUGGGAGAGACAGACCAGGCAAGGCUGCUAUUCCCUGUUAGUGCCCACUGCCUGGGCCUCAAUGACUCACUACCACAUCCACCAGGUGGACAAUGCAUAGCUUUACAUCUUGCCUCAGCUCACAUUCCCCAGCCUGCACAACUUGGUGGACCACUACUCUCAGUUCAGCGAGGGGCUCUGCUCUCCCCUCAGCAAGCCCUGCUCCAUGGAAGGGACAAGGGCAGCCCUAGCAGCCACAACAUCACUUGUUGUCAAGAAGCCAUCACUCCACUGGGACAAAACUGAAAGGGACGUCAACUCUCUCCUGUUCUCAGAGACCACAUCCCCACUGGAGGACUCUCCCAUCAGCCAGGGCCUGUGGAAAGCCAUCAGCCUGAUCCUCUCAGAGACUGACACCCCUGAGCCAGACCCCACAGGAACUGUGGUGAAGAAUAGCUGAGGACAGAGCCCCACAGCACUGUGGUGGACACCCAUUCCCCCAGCUCAGCCUUCUCCUGCUUUCAGCCACAGUCACUUGUUGGUGCUGUGGGGGCCCAUUGGCUGGAGCUUGGGACAGCCAAGAGCAGUGUGGAGCCAGACAGGCAUUGAUGCUGGAGGAGGCAGCUGCCUGAGGGCCUGUCCUGCCCUCACUGGACAUACUGGGACAGGAUGCAAGAGCACUCUGAGCCUCACCCAACACCCAAGGGGGGAGGAGGCAGAGACUGCACAGAGAAGGAGCCCUGCCUGCCCCACAGGCUGCAAUGGGACCCCUGGCAUCUGUACUCCCACAGCAGCAGAGAGGACGGAAAUGUUCAACAAACCAAAUCCUGCCACUAGGUGGAGGAACAGCCCAGCCCCAUCAGACUUCCCAAGAUGAAGCACAACUGUUUUAAGGGCAACUGCAGGCCUGCAAGAAGCAGCCAUGGAUCCUCAGAGUGCUCUCCCCCCAUAACUCACCACACUGCUUGCUGGAACCAGCAGCCAGGGAAGAACCAGCCCCUGACUAUGCCCAAAGCAGGUGAUUUUUAAACCUUUUAACACAUAGAUUGUUAGCUGAAUAAAACAGGAUCCUGUUGGACAUGCAACAAUAAUCAUCUGUAGUGUCUCAAUUAAAAGGCACCUCUUUCACUGUGGGAACUGACAGUAGUCAAAUAAGAGACUUUCAAGUUUCAGGCACUAGCUUGAGCCUGUGGGAAAGUCAAGUACACGGCUUUCUCACUGGUCUGGGAAAUCAUAACAAGGAAUCCAAACAAUCCUUGUAGAUAUCCCACUUCUGACACCUGGUAUUUUUCUAACUUGUUAUUUACUUGGAAAUAACAGUCAAGGAGUGUUGUUCUAAAUGACCAGUCAUAUUCAUUGUACUGAAGAGCUGUAUAAAAAGAGUGUGUUUCUAAUAAACUUUCACUAUAUGCCCUCCAAUGAAGGCUUGGAGACCCGUUCUGUUAUUUUGCUGUCCCAAAUCAUAACGAUACCUGGUGACCCUUGACGUUUGUUGCAGCCAAGAGCUAAGAACAGGAGUCUCCCUCCACCUCCCCUUGAGAG